ACCUACAUAGUUCCAUUACUUUCCCCCUAAGCGAUCCAAUAUCCUUUUCACAUUUGAAACCAUAGCUAGCAGCAAAAUCCUUAUAGCUCACAUUUCAAUAUCUGGUUAACCAUGAAGAGAAGUUUGUAUGCGAGAGAGAUUGAUAGCAUAACCAUGGCAAACUGCUUGGUGUUUCUAUCUAAAGGAAGGGAAUCAUAUCCUUUCCCUUCCUUUGAUCACGCCAUUAACAAUAAUUCUCCGAGUCGUGUUUUUGAGUGCAAAACAUGCAACAGGAAAUUCCCAUCAUUUCAAGCCUUGGGUGGUCACCGUGCAAGUCACAAGAAGCCUAAGUUGAUGGGAGGAGAAGGGAGCUUCGAGUCUCAAUCGCCGGCGAAGCCUAAAACACACGAGUGCUCUAUUUGUGGGCUAGAGUUUGCAAUAGGGCAAGCUUUGGGUGGUCAUAUGAGGAGACAUAGAGCUGCCUUGAACGAUCAAAACCAGCUGGCGGAUCCUUUGAGCCCUCCUAGUUCUGAUCAUCAGCAAGUAGUUCCUGUCGUGAAGAGAUCUAACAGUAGGAGGGUUUUGUGUUUGGAUUUGAAUUUGACUCCUAAUGAGAAUGAUAUGGAGUUGUUCAAGCUGGGAAACGCAGCUCCUAUACAUAGUUGAUUGUUUCUUUUAGAUCGUACAUGUGCAGUCUCAUCAUGAUAUGCUAGACCUAUAGGUUUUCUCGUUAAUUUUCUGCUUCCCUUUUUUCCCCCCGAAUACAGGAACACUUGCCAUCUUGUAUUUAAAUUUGUUCAUUUGUUCAUAGACCUGCAAUGAGAAGCUAGUUCAUGGUAUUAA
Messenger RNA from Populus nigra (black poplar), 822 nucleotides. RefSeq names its product zinc finger protein ZAT11-like. NCBI's taxonomy places the organism in Eukaryota, Viridiplantae, Streptophyta, Magnoliopsida, Malpighiales, Salicaceae. Gene Ontology annotation, biological process: response to stress; response to chitin. The transcript has a single exon. The record is from RefSeq and is a predicted model, not a curated record. The coding region runs from base 112 to 645 and encodes 177 amino acids.